CGCAUUCAAGUGAGACGUUUUUUUUCCACACCAUGUUGUGACGUCCUCGCCAUCAACACUGAAGAGCAGUCACGGCGUGAGAGAGGUAGGCUCAAAAGAAGUUUUGAAAAGCGUUCGGCUUCAGACUCAGACGUUUAGCUGUCGGUGGCUGCUUAUCGAGCAAAAUGUUCUGUAGACGGGUUUGCCAGAGACUCGGCCCGGUGGCUCAGAGGGUCUUCACACCGACAUUUAGAAAAGCGCCGGUGCGGCACAUGGCUUUCGGGGUUCCUGGUGGUUCCACAAACAUGACAUACUUUGUUGUGUGCGGAGGAGGCCUCACUGCUGCAGUUGUCUAUGCCUACAAGACGGUCCUUGGUGAUAGUGAGCGCUAUGAGGACAGACUGGCCAACAUGGGCUCCACAGCAAAGGCUGAAGCUUCAUCAGCUGAGCCAGUGAACGCGGCUGCUGAACCCGCCCCAGUCGACGAGCCCGAGGCGCCUGUUGAAGUGAUCACAGAAUCUGUCGCUGCACCUGCAGAGCCCGUGGCGGAUAGCACGGACGAGCCCGUUGUUGAGAGCGCAACACCUGAAGAAGAUGUCGCUGUGGUCUCCGAGAUCAUUGCCACUGAGGAUGAAGCUAUGCCAAGUGCCGUGGAAGAUGCUCCACCGGUAGUGGCUGAAGCUGCUCCUAUUCUGGAAGACGCUCCACCUGUCAUGGCUGAAGCUGCUCCUACUCCUGUGGAGGUCACAGAGGAGACCCCGGCAGAGGCGCCUGCGAGUGCUGAGCCUGUGCCAGAUCUUCUUACAGCUGUCAAAAUACUGACCGGGUCCACAGUUGAAAUUGCAGCAGCUUCUGUUGGAGAGUCCAAUUUGGUGAGAGCUGCCCGUAAAAUAGAAGACGAUGGAAAGCGUUUGGACUCUGUGCUGGAAGUGAUAAAAACUGAAGCCCUUGAGGGAACCAAAGAUCUUCUUGCUGCUAAAGAAUCUUCACUUGAUACGGUUGUCGUCACGAAUGAAGAGGAACUGGACCCCGCAGAGGUGCUCAGUUGUGAUGAAGAGGCUGUUGCAGAAGUGAAAGUGUCUGCAGAAGAGACUACAGAGGCAGCCUUGUCUCCAGCGACAGAAGAAGAGGAGGAAGUGCCUUCUGAGAAAGCUGCAACUUCGGGCCCCACCGAAGACAAUGCAGGAGGGGUGGAUGCUGAAGAUCAGAAUCCAGAUCCAGUGGAGAACAACACACUUGAAGAGGCUUCACCCAAAGAAGCUGCACCAUCUGUGGAGGCAAGCAUCACUGCUGAAGCUCCAGUGGAUGAAGAGCUGCCUACAACUGAGACAUUUGGAGAGGAUGCUACAGAAGCUGAAGCUCCAGAAGAGGAGACGGUCGCUGCCUCAGAAGAAGAAGGUACCACUCAGCCUCCAGAAGCUGAGAAUGGGUCAGAAAUGGAGGCGCUCUCAGCUACUGAACCAGAGUCCAACUGCCACGACGAUUCUCUGGCACAGCUGACGAUGCCCACUGCUGAUCAGCCAUCUGAAAUCCUCGAGGAUGCUGGAGAUGAGACGAAUGAAAGCAGCGAAGCAGCAUCACCUGAAGAAACACCAAGUCCAGAGGCAGUAGUGGUGAUGAUGAGCCAGUCAUGAACUGACAGUGUGCCUUUCACAUCACUCCAACUGUCAGUCAAACCUGGGUCAGCAAGAAAAUUCAAACAAAAAUGUUUUGAUUUUUCUUAUUCAAACGUGUCCUUUUGAGUUGUAUGAAUGUCCCAUAGUCUGUCAUCAAUAUUGUAAGUUGGUGUUUGACCUGUUGGUUUAAUUUUAGUGCCGUCUUAUGUCCACUAGAUGUCACCAUUAGGAUUACCAGACAGGAGAGAAAACUUUAAAUUGGCAGUGCUAGGUUGUCAUUUUUUAUUUCUGACACAAAAUUUGUAGCAGAUCUUAGAUUUCCACUAUACCGAUAGAAUGUUUUCAAUUUUUAACUAAAUGCAUUGAUGUUCUUUUUAUAUACAA
This is a messenger RNA of Hippocampus comes (tiger tail seahorse), 1979 nucleotides long. It is a transcript of the gene mgarpb, whose product is annotated as mitochondria localized glutamic acid rich protein b. Gene Ontology annotation, cellular component: mitochondrion. Gene Ontology annotation, biological process: anterograde axonal transport. Bases 165 to 1613 code for a protein of 482 amino acids. NCBI's taxonomy places the organism in Eukaryota, Metazoa, Chordata, Actinopteri, Syngnathiformes, Syngnathidae. The record is from RefSeq and is a predicted model, not a curated record. The transcript is spliced from 6 exons.